Molecule: messenger RNA, 1095 nt
Organism: Penicillium malachiteum
Lineage: Eukaryota; Fungi; Ascomycota; Eurotiomycetes; Eurotiales; Aspergillaceae
Product: ankyrin repeat domain-containing protein
Exons: 2
Coding region: 1-1095 (364 amino acids)
Biological process (GO): regulation of DNA-templated transcription
Molecular function (GO): DNA-binding transcription factor activity; protein binding
Source: RefSeq, a predicted model, not a curated record
AUGGAUGCUAAUAUCCGGUUUGUAAGCAACACAGAGGACCGGCGACGUGUUCAGAAUCGCCUAGCCCAGCGAAAGUCCCGCGAGAGGAGGCGGAGGAUAGCAGACAAUGCUGCUCUAGAGACGCCUGAAGACCCGAAUGGAGCCUUUAGAGUACCAUCAAAAUCGACGUCAACAGUGCAAAUUGGGGACUUCCCGAUCAACUCUUUGACUUCGUUCACAAAUUCUCACCCUAGAGUGACAGGAGCUUUGUCUCCAAACGAAAUCCCGAUCGUCAGCACUGAGCCAGAGCCAAUAGACAACUUCAAUCUCCUUGAUAUUAAACAGCUCUGGGAUCAAAUCAACCACGAUCUCUCCUUCCCGCCGUCCAAUGUGCCGCCUGUCCAGCCAAGCUUGGCACCAGCGAAUUUCAUCCACAGCAAAUCACCCGGUCCUAGUUCACGCAGGACAUCCUCUAACAAUACAUCAAGCAGUUAUUCGAGUUCGCAUUCUCGAUCUGGAGAUAGCCCACCAGUAUAUCGCAGAACAUCCGAGCCAAAUAUUCUCCCGGAGAGCCCACAUCCGCAGUUACCCCAAUCUCGCAAUAACGAUAGGAUAUUGGGACUCAUUACAUCGGCCAGAGUUGACAAGGGAUGGAUGAGAAUGCUUCACAUCGCCGCUCAGAAGGGCCACGAGAGGAUUGUCCAAGUUCUUUUACUCUCUGGCAACAUUGAUGUAAACCAGCAAGAUAGCGACGGUCGGACACCCUUAAUACACGCGAUCAUUGAGAACCACGAUUCUGUAGUCCGCGUGCUACUCUCUCACGGUGCUCGAAUAGGCGUGUAUGAUCGUGAUGGUCGCUCGGCACUGCACUGGGCUGUUUUAUAUCAGCGGCGCGAGAUAUUCCAGCAAUUACUCGAGCAUCGCGCCAAGUAUGAAUUGAGCUUGGACCUUGAUGCGUACGACAAUGAUGGCUGGACCCCAUUGCAUAUGUCCGUGGAUAGAGCUUUCGAGACUGGAGUCUUGAUGCUCCUCCAGGGAGGCGCGGACAUCAACGCUAAAGUACACAAAUAUCCGUAUACGGGCAAUGCUGUGCCAUUGAUGGAUCAACAGCGAUAA